AAUUCUUGAGAAAUCAAGAAUUAAACCUUGAUGACGAAGAUUUUUCGUGUUUGAGAAGUCAAAAAAUUUCCGGUCCGAACUUUCUUCUAUUAAAAAGAAUAGAUUUAAUCGACUGUAAAUUAAAGGUGGGACCUAUUGUAACACUUUUAAAUUUAAUCACCGAAAUUAAUACUGGGAAAUUAUCAAAUGAAAAACUUAUUCCUGUUUUUAAUGACGUAAAAAAUUCAAAGUGGCUAUACUCCAGAUAUUUCUAUACUUUUCCUUUCAACGUAUGGUCACUUGAACAUUUUGAAGAUUGGAUUCUAAAUAAUUACACAACUUCAAAAAAAGAGGUUUACAAUCAGUGUUUUUUUAAAAUAAUUCGAAAAAUAAAAGAAGAUUCUAAAACUUUAGAAGAGAUAAGAGAAUUCGUAUCAAAAUUAGACAAAAAGGUUUGGAUGAGGCUACUCCUUGCCUAUCCCGUGAGGAUCGGUUCUCACAUUAGUAGGGAUAGCACAGAGGAAGUAACCUCAAAAACCGUUUCCCAAGAAAACGAUCAAAAUCAUGUGACUGAAAUUCCUAGUGAGAAAACUUUACUAGAACAAAGGUAA
Molecule: messenger RNA, 590 nt
Organism: Racocetra persica
Lineage: Eukaryota; Fungi; Glomeromycota; Glomeromycetes; Diversisporales; Gigasporaceae
Source: the annotation of a GenBank genome assembly